Molecule: messenger RNA, 1322 nt
Organism: Neopsephotus bourkii (Bourke's parrot)
Lineage: Eukaryota; Metazoa; Chordata; Aves; Psittaciformes; Psittacidae
Gene: CTSK
Product: cathepsin K
Exons: 8
Coding region: 35-1297 (420 amino acids)
Biological process (GO): immune response
Cellular component (GO): lysosome
Molecular function (GO): cysteine-type endopeptidase activity
Source: RefSeq, a predicted model, not a curated record
GCUAUGGGGCAAGGAGGUGUCCUUAGGGCAGGACAUGGCUGGAGCAGGACCCAGAGCCAGCAGCCCCAGCGCUGGGGCUGACUCAGCAUCACGUGAAGCCGGGAGGGAGCCGCUGCUGCAUCCCCCCCCCUUCCCGGUCUCCUCCUUCCUCCACCCCUGGAGCAGGUCCCGAAACUUCCCAGCUGCCGCUUGCACUUCCUCAAUCCCGGAGCAUAAAAGAGCCGCGGCCGCAGCGCCCGCAUCCCGGUCCCGCCUGCACCGUCCCCGCACCAGCACCGUGCUGGGUGCUCAGCUCAUCCCCAGGAUGUGGUGGCCCACGCUGCUGGCCCUGCUGGUCCCUGCGGUGGCCCAGUUACAGCCGGAGCGGGAGCUGGAUGCCCAGUGGGACCUAUGGAAGAAAACCCACCGCAAGCAGUACAACGGCGAGGCGGACGAGGCGGCGCGGAGGCUGAUCUGGGAGAAGAACCUCAAGUACAUCAACAGGCACAACCUGGAGCACGCGUUGGGCGUUCACACCUUCGAGCUGGCCAUGAACCACUUGGGUGACUUGACCAGUGAGGAGGUGGUGAGGACAAUGACAGGGUUGAAGGUGCCCCAUAGCCGUCCCCAUCGCAACGAGACGCUCUACAUCCCCGACUGGACCGAGAGGGCCCCGGCGGCUGUGGACUGGAGGCGGAAAGGCUACGUGACCCCUGUCAAGAACCAGGGCCAGUGCGGGUCGUGCUGGGCGUUCAGCUCGGUGGGUGCCCUGGAGGGGCAGCUCAAGCGCAGGACGGGGAAGCUGCUGUCCCUCAGCCCGCAGAACCUGGUGGACUGCGUGGCCAACAACGACGGCUGCGGCGGCGGGUACAUGACCAACGCCUUCGAGUACGUGCGCCAGAACCGCGGCAUUGACUCCGAGGAUGCUUACCCCUACAUCGGCCAGGAUGAGAGCUGCAUGUACAGCCCCACGGGCAAGGCAGCCAAGUGCCGUGGCUACCGCGAGAUCCCCGAGGGCAACGAGAAGGCUUUGAAGAGGGCAGUGGCCAGGAUCGGCCCCGUCUCGGUGGGCAUCGACGCCAGCCUCCCCUCCUUCCAGUUCUACAGCCGCGGUGUGUACUAUGAUGAGAGCUGCAACGCACAGAACAUCAACCACGCGGUGCUGGCGGUGGGCUACGGCACGCAGAAGGGCACCAAGCACUGGAUCAUCAAGAACAGCUGGGGUGAGGAGUGGGGCAACAAGGGCUACGUGCUCCUGGCGCGCAACAUGAACAACGCCUGCGGCAUCGCCAACCUGGCCAGCUUCCCUAAGAUGUGAGCCCCAUCCCGCUUCCCAGCUCCCG